CAUAGUUUCUGUCAUUUUUUCUCUUCAUUUAAUUUUCACAUGAAUUUCAGUUAAUUUAUUGUAAUUUUAUUAAUAUUUCGUUUGAAUACUAAUUAUGUUUUGAUUAUUACUUUUUACGUAUUAUUUCGUCAUUUAUUUGUAAAUAAUUAUCAAUUAAUUUGAACUCAAAUUAAUUGCAAAACAAGUUUUUUCAUUAAAAAAUCAUUGAAUGUUUGGACCAUUUUGUGAGCAAUUGAUGCCAUUAUUAGUCAUUUGAUUGCAUUUUAGUUACUUUGAGUACAAAAACACUUUUGGACUAAACAAUGGCUGAAUCGGAGAUAAUAAUGGGAAAGUGGAGGAGAGAGCAGAUCUUGGGUUCGGGAGGGUUUGGUGUGGUUUCCCUUUGGAUCCAUUUGGACACCAAUGAGAGGAUUGCACUGAAACAGUGCCGAUGGAGUGACGCCAACGCAGGCAUGUCUCAGAAACACAAAGAGCGGUGGCGCCAAGAGGUGGAUAUAAUGCACCGCCUGGACUGUCCUAAUGUGGUCCGUGCGGUGACAAUCCCUCCGGCGCUCGACUCGCCUAAGUCUGAGCUCCCGAUUCUGGGAAUGGAGUUCUGCAGCGGCGGUGACCUGAGACGAGUGCUCAACAAACCGGCCAACAGUUGCGGCCUAACAGAGCUGGAAGUGCGACAAAUCCUGCGUCAGCUUCAGUCCAAACGCAUAAUUCAUAGGGACUUAAAGCCGGAGAAUGUUGUCCUUCAGCCCCAAACCGACGGCUCUAUACUUUACAAACUCAUAGACUUGGGUUACGCCAAAGAGUUGGAUCAGUCGAGUCUCUGCUCCUCAUUUGUGGGCACUCUUCAGUAUUUGGCGCCCGAAUUGUUUCUAAGCAAACAGUAUUCUUCGGCGGUCGACAACUGGAGUUUUGGUUUGUUAGCGCACGAGAUAAUGGUCGGCCGAAGACCUUUUCUGCCCAAUUAUAGUCCCGCCCAAUGGAUACCCAUUGUGUCGAAGAAGUCUUCGUCAGACAUCUGCGCGAACGUCGAUAAAGACGGAAACGUUUCGUUUUCCAAAGAGAUAUCAAUUUAUAAUCAAAUUUGUUCAUCACUUAAAUUCAAUUUAGAAAACUAUCUUCGAAUGGUGUUAGAGUGGGAGCCAAAGAAAAGGGGCGGAAAAAUGGUGUUUCAAAUGCUGUCCGAUAUUCUUAAUAAAUACAUCGUUGAAGUGUUUGUCAUCAAUAGUCUUGAGUGCUAUUCAUAUGAGAUAACAGAAGACACGAAACUACUUGACCUUCAAUUGCUAAUUGAUUCAAACACAUCGAUUAAUUGCAAUAAUCAGUAUCUCGUUCUUCCAAAAGGACUCAUUCCUCAGGAGAAUAUCGGUAAACAAAUUAUCGACUAUUGGUAUAAGAAGGACGACAACCAACACAAAGACACGCAAACCAUUUGCAUAUUAAUGUUUGAUAAGUCAAAAGUGUCCGAAUAUAACAGCUAUUCCGCGUGUGUUAUCCCCCAAUCGGUCGAAGAGAUUAUGUUAAACCCGACCGAAGGCAUGGCUUACGAGGAACAGAAGAACGCCUGGCGUCACGCCGUUUGGGUUGCACAACAGGCCAUCAAGAAAUAUGUCACUCUUCACGAGGGCUUUAAGAAUAUUUUGAUGAAUUGUUUGAGUUCUCAAAACGAAAUGCAAAAAGUGAGCCAAAAAGUGAACGUAGAGUUUAGCAAAUUGUUUGCAAUCACACAGUUCUUCAAGAACUCCAUUAAAAUCAAUCUCGAAAACUGUGAAAAGUUUGCCAGCAAUUCAUCGACAGCUCUGUUGCGGUCAUCCAAAGAGGCGUUGCUUGAGUUGCGGGAAGUGUACGCAAUGUCCGAUACAGUCAAUAACCUGUUCAUGAAAUCGCAUUCAAUAGUCGACAAAGUAAUUGACGCUCAAAGGAAUCCCAUAUUCAAUGCGUUUAUUAAGUCGAAACCAAUUGACGAAUCGAUUACAUCGAUAUAUAACGAAAUCCUUUCGGCUUUCGAUCAGUUGAGGAAACGGUCGAAAGAGGAGAGGAGUCGUCGAUAUGAUAACACAGUUAUGGUUAAACUUUUAUGCGAUUGUUUUCAAUUGGAAGAAAAACUAAUGAAAAACAUUUACUCUUAUAUCCGAAAAUUGAUUGAAAUUUUGCUUCAAAUCCAAAUACACGAAAGGGAUUUGCAAUUGAUUACGAAAUCAGUGUCCGUUUCGAUGCAUAAAUUGAAUUCUUUACAAAUUAAAGUGCAAAACGAUUUGUGGUCUUAUAUCGAGUCGACCGCUAAAGACAAAGCCAUCGCUGAAACCAAUAUAAACGCAAUGAACAGUUCGCUCACAUCCGACGAACUCGUCACUGAAAACGAGAAACUUAUGAAAUCCAUCGAAACUAUCAUUUCUCGUAUGCAUUCCGUCGACAGCAAUGACUCCAGUGAUGACUCUUUCGUACAUUUAUAAGACAUUUUCAUUUCAUUAAACAUUUUAUACGAC
Messenger RNA from Medioppia subpectinata, 2480 nucleotides. The record is from the annotation of a GenBank genome assembly. Lineage: Eukaryota; Metazoa; Arthropoda; Arachnida; Sarcoptiformes; Oppiidae.